Fundulus heteroclitus (mummichog) is the source of this 3370-nucleotide messenger RNA. RefSeq names its product E3 ubiquitin-protein ligase MARCHF6 (gene marchf6). The record is from RefSeq and is a predicted model, not a curated record. The transcript is spliced from 25 exons. Gene Ontology annotation, cellular component: endoplasmic reticulum membrane. The coding region runs from base 362 to 3109 and encodes 915 amino acids. NCBI's taxonomy places the organism in Eukaryota, Metazoa, Chordata, Actinopteri, Cyprinodontiformes, Fundulidae. Gene Ontology annotation, molecular function: zinc ion binding.
AUCAUAACGUUUGCGCAUGCGCUCCUCUGUUUAGCAACUAGCCGUUGAACGUCCUGAUCCAAGUUGUCGUUUUAGCAACACAUUUUUUUCCAGAGUCCCGCUGCGCAGUCGGCGCCUGCCGUUGGAUAGAAACGCCAGAGAGCAGGACUUCUGGGCGAAAGGUCACAAGGAAACGAAACACCAUCGGUGUUUUCUGCGGGGGGGGAGAAACCAUUUCACGACGUCCAAUGCCUCCGACCCUUAAGAUACGGUCGUGUUGCUAGCUGAACACAGCUAGCUCGGCGAUACUGCCCGUGUCGUGAAUGGGUUCACGGUACGAGGCUCAACUGUUCGAGAAAGUGACGGGGAUUUAAUCGGUAACAUGGACACUGCCGAGGAAGCGGAUAUUUGCCGUGUGUGUCGCUCCGAGGGCACCCCAGACAAACCCCUGUACCAUCCCUGUGUUUGCACCGGCAGCAUCAAAUUCAUCCACCAGGAAUGUUUGGUCCAGUGGCUGAAACACAGCAGGAAGGAGUACUGUGAAUUAUGCAAGCACAGAUUUGCUUUCACACCAAUCUACUCCCCAGAUAUGCCGUCGCGUCUCCCCAUUCAGGACAUCUGUGCUGGCCUGCUGACCAGUGUGGGCACAGCCAUCCGCUACUGGUUCCAUUACACGCUGGUUGCCUUUGCAUGGCUCGGGGUGGUUCCCCUCACUGCGUGCCGCAUCUACAAGUGUCUUUUUACAGGCUCUGUGAGCUCCCUUUUGACACUGCCGCUGGACAUGCUCUCUACAGACAACCUCCUGGCAGACUGCCUGCAGGGUUGUUUUGUGGUCACCUGCACUCUGUGUGCCUUCAUCAGUCUGGUGUGGCUCAGAGAGCAGAUCGUCCACGGUGGCGCCCCCCAGUGGUUGGAACAGCACCAGCCACCACCCCCUAACCUCGCUGGACAAGCCAAUGAGGGUCAAGCUCCAGGUCAGGGAGCAGCCGACGAGCCCCCCGCAGCCCAGCCGGCUCCCGCUGAUCCUCCAGCUCAGAAUGAGGCAGAGCCUGAACCCCCCGAUGCCCCCCCAGACCAGGCUGAUGACCCUGAGCUGGAAGAAGAGGGCGCCCCUGCUGAGGACGCAGAUGCCAAUAACGGAGCGCAAGACGACAUUAACUGGAAUGCGUUGGAGUGGGACCGAGCAGCUGAGGAACUCACGUGGGAAAGGAUGCUUGGUCUGGAUGGUUCACUUGUAUUUCUGGAGCAUGUGUUUUGGGUGGUGUCUCUGAACACGCUCUUCAUUCUGGUCUUUGCAUUUUGUCCCUACCACAUUGGACACUUCUCUGUUGUUGGCCUCGGCUUUGAGGAAUAUGUGCAAGCAUCUCACUUCGAGGGCCUGAUCACAACGAUUGUGGGUUACAUCCUGCUGGCCAUGACCCUCAUUCUGUGUCAUGGACUCGCUGCUUUGGUUAGGUUCCAACGUUCCCGCCGCCUCCUGGGAGUCUGCUACAUUGUUGUCAAGGUGUCGUUGCUGGUUGUUGUGGAGAUUGGAGUUUUUCCGUUGAUCUGUGGCUGGUGGCUUGACAUCUGCUCUUUGGAAAUGUUUGACGCCUCACUGAAAGACAGAGAAAUGAGUUUUAAGUCGGCACCUGGCACCACCAUGUUCCUUCACUGGCUUGUGGGAAUGGUGUACGUGUUCUACUUUGCGUCUUUCAUUCUCCUCCUAAGAGAGGUUCUGAGACCCGGAGUGCUCUGGUUUUUACGAAACCUUAAUGACCCCGACUUCAACCCGGUUCAGGAGAUGAUCCAUUUACCCAUCUACAGACACCUGCGGCGUUUCAUCCUGUCCGUGGUCGUCUUUGGCUCCAUUGUGCUGCUCAUGCUGUGGCUGCCGAUCAGGCUGAUAAAAGUGCUGAUGCCCACUUUCCUCCCGUACAAUGUCAUGCUCUACAGCGACGCCCCCGUCAGUGAGCUGUCUUUGGAGCUCUUGUUACUUCAGGUUGUCCUCCCUGCCCUGUUGGAGCAAGGACACACGCGGCAGUGGCUGAAAGGGCUGGUUAGAGCCUGGACAGUCAGCGCUGGCUAUCUGCUAGAUCUCCACUCCUACCUUCUCGGUGAGCAGGAGGACAACGAUGCCAACCAGCCUGCAAACAACAACAACAAUAACAACCCUCCCCAUGCUCCCCACAACAACAACAACAACCCAGCACCGCCUGUUGGGGAAGGACUGCAUGCAGCACAUCAGGCCAUCCUGCAGCAGGGGGGGCCAGUGGGUUUCCAGCCCUACCACCGGCCCCUUCGCUUUCCAUUUAGGAUUGUGCUUCUGAUUAUAUUCAUGUGCAUCACUCUCCUGCUGGCCAGUCUGGUGUGCUUAACUCUACCAGUAUUUACAGGCCGCUGGCUGAUGUCCUUCUGGACAGGAAGCUCUAAAAUCCAUGAGCUGUACACAGCCGCAUGUGGUCUGUACGUCUGCUGGCUCUCAGUGCGUGGAGUCACCGUUUUGUUGGCGUGGAUGCCACAGGGACGCAUCGUAAUCAUGCACAAAGUCCAGGAAUGGACACUCAUGAUCCUGAAGACCCUGGUUGUGGCUUUGCUGGUGGCUGGAGUCAUCCCUCUGCUGCUGGGGCUGCUGUUUGAGCUGGUGAUUGUGGCCCCACUCAGAGUUCCUCUAGACCAAACACCUCUGUUUUAUCCUUGGCAGGAUUGGGCUCUUGGAGUGCUCCAUGCUAAGAUCAUCGCAGCCAUCACCCUCAUGGGCCCACAGUGGUGGCUUAAGGCUGUUAUUGAGCAGGUUUAUGCAAAUGGGAUUCGCAACAUUGAUCUCCACUUUAUCAUCCGGAAACUGGCAGCUCCUGUUAUCUCAGUGCUGCUGCUGUCCCUGUGUGUGCCCUAUGUGAUUGCUGCUGGGGUGGUGCCUGCUGUUGGAGUUACCCCUGAAAUGGAGAUCCUAAUGCAGAGGAGAAUCUAUCCAUUCCUCUUGAUGGUGGUGUCGCUCAUCGGCAUCCUGUCUUUCCAGAUCAGACAGUUUAAACGACUUUAUGAACACAUCAAGAAUGACAAGUACCUGGUUGGUCAGAGGCUUGUCAACUACGAACGGAAAUCAAGCAGAGCAAACUCGAUCCCAACCUCCAACCCCAUCGCAGAGUAACAUCAUUGUGUCCGACGUGUGCCACGUUUUUGCACCAGUUACCCUCCGUUGACCCUCGGGGUAACAGCAAAGGGUCUAAACAUCAUGUGUAUCGUCAUUCAUGCCUUGCUUUGUGAAGCGCUGCCUCAUAAAUUGUACAUGUGUAAAUACUUUGAAAGCAGACUUUGUCUUAUGAGAAAAGGAUAGCUGUGGAUUAAUGCAAUGACCAUUGUACAUCUUAAAACCUGUAUGUAUAAUUUAUUAAAUCAAAGUGACAGUUUA